Messenger RNA from Colletes gigas, 7203 nucleotides. Its product is annotated as junctophilin-1. The record is from RefSeq and is a predicted model, not a curated record. Gene Ontology annotation, cellular component: endoplasmic reticulum membrane; plasma membrane; junctional membrane complex. The transcript is spliced from 11 exons. Bases 763 to 3771 code for a protein of 1002 amino acids. Lineage: Eukaryota; Metazoa; Arthropoda; Insecta; Hymenoptera; Colletidae.
CGAGAGACGGCCGGGUAGUCGAUCCUGAGGGUCGAACGAACCGAGCGAAACGAGCUUUCGCGCCUUGGUUCGCGAGACCGACCGAGAACAGAGAGAGAGAGAGAGAGAGAGAGAGAGAGAGAGAGAGAGAGAGAGAGAGAGAUAGAGCCACAUUCCGAGUGGAUCACGGAUGCUUAUAGAAGCGUUGCGUAACGGCGUCAGACGGACGGCGAAAACCGCGGCUGUUGGUCCGACGAGUUUCGGACAAGUUCGACGAAAAGUCUGCCCGCGCGGGUCCUCUUCUGGCAUCGAGGCGGACAUCGAACGCCCUGGAGACGGAUACCGAUCACGAGAAUCGCCGAUCCACGCGUUCUCAGUGCUGGUUCGAUACGGAUCGUAACCGAUAGUUCGACGUACGCGGUAUCGCAAAGUGUGGGUGACGGAGUGGGUGAGAGUGAGUACUCGGUUCCAGGAGCCGCGAGCCCGGGUCCGUUAGAUCGUUCGCGGGAAGAAGGGAUGCGGAGAAGGAGGAAGUGAUAUAUCGUCAGGGGACAAGAGGACCGCGGUGAGCAAGCGAUACGAGAAACGUGGAGGCGGACAGGAAGGAUGGAGCAACGUCCAGGGGGACGCGCGUGCGAUUUUUGCUAACGGGCAGCACGACGGCAAUAACGAAGACGACGACCACGACGACGACGACGACGAAAAGGAAGAAAAAGACGAAGAUAACGACGUGGGUGGCCGAGGCACAGGGAGGAGGAGGUGGUGGAGGCGCGGCGCGAAGAGAUGCAGCAACAGCCGCAGUCUGGCCAACAGUCCGGGGCACCGAACGGGGUGGCAGGUGGUGCCCAAUUGCCUCAAACAGGUGGCAUAAGCUCGACCCAACCUGGAGCGACAGGUACCGCCACGGCGGCGUCCAAUCGAGCCCAGGUUAACGGCGGCAGAUUCGAUUUCGACGAUGGCGGCACCUACUGCGGCGGUUGGGAGGACGGAAAGGCACACGGACACGGCGUAUGCACCGGACCCAAGGGCCAAGGUGCAUACUCCGGUAGCUGGCACUAUGGGUUCGAGGUCUCCGGCGUCUACACCUGGCCUAGUGGAUCAGCUUACGAGGGCCAAUGGCAGAACGGGAAGCGACACGGCCUGGGCAUGGAGACCCGUGGUCGUUGGAUUUAUCGCGGCGAAUGGACGCAAGGAUUCAAGGGUCGAUACGGUGUCAGACAAUCGACCACGUCCACGGCGAGGUACGAGGGCACGUGGGCGAACGGUCUUCAGGAUGGCUACGGUUCCGAAACUUACGCCGACAGUGGCACUUAUCAAGGUCAAUGGUACCAUGGAAUGAGGCACGGGUACGGCGUGAGAGCCAGCGCGCCGUUCGGUUUGGCGAGUCACUACAAACCGUCGAAGCAAGUCAGGGCUUCGUUGACGUCCCUGAGGAGCGCGGAUGGAGGUGGACCGACAGCACCGACCCCGGAACCGACCGACAGAAGGGAUCGCCGGGUCGACGACAGCAGGGGCGGUUUCGUGUUGAAGGCCAGGAGCGACGAUCCCCCGGCGCGGAGGAAGAGCCUCACGGAGAAGUCGUUGAAGAAGGGUAUACUCUCGGGCCUGAAAAUCCGAAAACAAAGGAGCACGGGCGACCUGGAAAAGCGCGGCACCGGGGGCAGUAUUAGAAGCAACGCCAGCUCCACGUCGUGGAUGUCGACGGAGAGCUCGCAGAGUCAAGCCUCGGCGUCCGUUCACACUGACAGCAACGCGUCCUUUGUCAUCGAGGACGAGCAAAUGGACGCCUCGGUAACAGAGACCUACCUGGGCGAGUGGAAGAACGACAAGAGGACAGGGUUCGGUAUGUCGGAGCGGAGCGACGGUCUCCGGUACUCGGGCGAGUGGUUCAACAAUCGGAAGUACGGCUACGGCGUGACGACGUUUCGCGACGGUACCAAGGAGGAGGGCAAGUACAAGAACAACGUCCUGAUCACCAGCCAGAAGAAGAAGCACCUGUUCCUUAUCAGAUCGGCCAAGUUCCGCGAGAGGAUAGAGGCUGCGGUAAACGCGGCGAAAAGAGCGAGCCAGAUCGCGCUACAGAAGGCGGAUAUCGCAAUCUCGAGGACGGCGACCGCGCGCGGCAGAGCCGAGCUGGCGGACAUCGCCGCGGAGCACGCGAGAGAGGACUCAGAGCUGGCCCAACAGACGGCGAAGCAAUUUGCACCGGACUUCCGACAGCCUGGUUUGGAGAGGCUACGGAACAGGGAGAUACCAAAGUACGUGCCACCGCCCCAGGACACGGCGCCGGGGAAGAGUAUCCUGCACAAGGCGAGCAACCAGGAUCAGAAGGGCGCCACGUCCCAGGGUGAACCAACCUCGACGACCAACGCGUCGGCUACGUCGACCGCGAGCAACGUGAUGCAGUCGAUCAGGAGAGCCAGCAUGAAGCCGCAGAAUCAGAUGAUGCAGAAUCAGCUGCCGCAGAACCAGAUGCCUCAGAACCCGUUACCGCAGAACCAGCUCACCCAAGAUCAGAUACCGACUCAGGUGACUCCCGCUCAACUCGUGAACCAGCUGCCGAUGAGUCAGUUGAAUCAGACUACCCUGAGCGAACAGAUUCCUUAUCAAACGCAGUACUCCCAGCCGAUGGCUCAAAAUCCUAUUCAACAGGGCCAGUAUCUUAACAGUAUACCGAAUCAGUAUCAGCAAAUGGGACAGUUUCAGUACGCUACGCAAAAUCAGUUCCCUGUUCAGGGUAGUCCGUAUGGUCAGGCGCAGUACCAGCCUAUGAGUCCACCUCAGGCCGAUCAGUAUUCGUAUCAGCAGCAGCCGGUUAGCUCUCAGGUCUACCAGAAUAUGCAGGCUUAUCCGAAUCAGCAGACGAUGCCGAACCAGUAUGGUCCAGGACAGAUGAACCAGUACGGUUCGCAGCAACUUUACGGCCAGCAGCAACAGCCGCCACCGCCCCAACAGCAAACGCAAGUUCCACAACAGUACCAACCCGAUGGGGACCCGCAACGACCGCCAAGUUCAACCAGUAUACGAAGGAACAGCAGGAUCUUGACCCCUCAGGAUCGACCCGGCACCAUUGGGCAAACGCUAAACGACAGAUUAGAUCAUUACAAGAGGCCGCCCAGCCGCGAUAGUUCCGUAGACCGUUACGCUAGAGCGCAUUCCCGGUUGACUGGGUCGAGACAGCCGUCCGUCGAUAAAACCAUCACGAAUCCGCCCCAAGAAAUGCUCGACAGAUCAACGAGAGCACCGAGCGCGAUUCGAUCAGGCACUCCGUUGAACGGAUCCGUGGUGGGAAGCGGCACCGCGACGCCGACGUACGCCGCCUCGACUUCCAGCCAAUUCGAGGGAGCACUGCUGAAGAAUCGCGGCCUUGGACAGGAUAUUCUACCGAGCCAAGGACAGCCUAAGCGUACGGAGAGCCUCUACGUCACUCCCGGACGCGGUCCGACCGCAUCCGGUGGCGGAGGCGGCGGCGGGGGCGUCGUGCCGAAGGCGAUGCCGGCGGCGGCGGCAGCGAUUUCCCUUCAACGAAAGAAGUCACUGCCGGAUGUGGCGCAGCCCAUUCAGCUGACAGCGACGUCGCCGCUAUCCAGGGAGGAAGUCAGCGUCCUGAGCAGCAUGAGGAGAGAGGAGAUCCGCAGGCAGAUCGACGAGAGCGAGAGGCUCAGAGCCAAUCCUCUACUGUACUUGGUCAGCCCUCAGGUUAAAGACUGGUUCUCCCGGCAGAAGCUCGUGAUGCUGGUGCUCUUCAUCAACAUAUCCCUAGCCCUGAUGUUCUUCAAGCUGCUGACGUAGCAGCCAGCCGACGAUCGGGUUCACGGACUCGUGGUGGACGUGACCUGAGGCCCCUGGAGCGUCACGACGCCCCAGAGGCCGUCACCGAAAACCAAAACUCAAGGAGCAAUGAACCAGAGGGCGCGAGCGUGCCCUCGACGCAAAAUCACGAGGACAAAACCGCUGAAAACGGCUUUCGAGCGAUCUUACUCGGUCCCACGUAAGAUUUUACGCGCAAGGAACUGUUGGUAAGGACCUCGAGGAUUCGCGUGGGACAAGGACGAUCGGGACGUGGAAUUUCUGAGGAGAGAAUCUUUUUGAAGUCGAAGCAAAUGAUCGACGUAUAACGAAACGUCGCCAGGUCCCUGGGUGGCCCAGGACACCUCGCGGACGACAAAGGGAGGAAGAGCAGCUCGUUUUUGUCUGAAACGGGGCACUCGCGACACCGACGUGCCCCGGCGCCUGUAUCAUACCUAUUUUUACACCGAGUAUUUUAAUAUAAUAAUAUUUGUAAGGGCUGGCCGACGCCACGCUCUGAACACGGUGCGCACACACGAAUACUCUCUACACUUUUUCCUUUUUUUUCUCGACGAUCGGCUCGAGCGCGGACGACCAGGACUUUUAUACGCAAAUAGAGCAGCUAGAGUAGCGCGGGUCAUUUAUUCUCGAGACAUAUUACCCCGAGAGGGAACGACGAACGAUGGUGAUUUUCAAACGUUUUUUGCACACCCGUUAUCGAGGAUUAGUGCACGGGGGUUAGGAUUAAGAUCGACUCGACGCUUUAAAAUAAACUCGCAGGCUCGAUUUACGGGGGCUACUAAAUGCUUCGAUUCCUGCUACCCCUUCUACUCGACGAGCAUUUAGCUAUUGCGCGCCAUGGAUGCAUCGCGGAUGCGCGAAACCGAUGCGCAGGCUCGCGGAUAAGUUUUAAAUAGGUUAUCGAAUCAACGAUUAAACCAUUAUCGACUGCAACUGUGAGACAUCGAUACUCUGUCAAUUCGAGCCGCGUAAAAACUUUAAUCGGUUUUCGAUUCCAGGAUUCGACUAUUAUUUAGUAAAUAUAUUCCAUUGCUUUUAGAAAAUAAAUAAUUAUACAACGGGGGUUCGAAAACUUUCGAAAUGUAACGCAUAAAUAAAUCUGAAAUCUUGUUUUUUAAUCAUGGACCGUUUCAAAAAGAUUAAAAAUGAUAUUGUGUGCCAUAGAAAUGUUUAAAUCACCCUUUGUGCGUUGUAAUAUAAUAAUAGUGACCACGUUGACAAAGCAUUAUUAUCUCACAGCAAUUUAUCGUACGUAGGUUAGGUGUAUUGGAAGCAUAGAGUUGUGCAGUCGAGCGCAUAAUGGUUCUGCGCAUCUUUAUCGCGCAGCUAUCAAACGGUUUAAGCGCGCGAAAGCACACGCAUGCGUAGAAGAAGAAGGGGUGUGCGUGAAGUUGGUCGUUUACCCUUCAGCUGGCAAGAAUCCGUGCCUCAGAAUAUACGCUGUUUCUCGGACAACUGAUCGAAUUUCCACGCGAUAUCCGAUACGGAGUUAUUUCCAUCACCGGUUUAUUUAUCGAAUUCUGUUCAUCGUUAAAAAUUACGUACAUUUUCAAUGAGAUUAUUAUUACGGGACUAACAAGGUUUUUCCCUUUUUGAAAUGAGACUAAACACGGUCUCGAUCGGACUAUUUUUAGUUAUACUUGUAGCUUUUGUUUCUUCUUUUAGUUUAUCAGUUAUUCAUGUUCGCUUACACAAAUAUAUCUAUACACAUAUAUCUUCCUUCAUUAUUUUUCUUUUGUCCGUUUGUUUGCUUCCAUCGAUGCUUUCUACUUUUAGACGCGUCAAAAAAUAUACGUUAUUCGAUAAGAAUUACUGAUAAAAGCAUAAUAAAUACCGUGAAUGUUUUGGCCAAUGUUUUUUUUUGAAGAAGAUCUGCACAAAUGUUUCGCAAAUACCGAAGUCGUUUUUGCAGCUAUAUUUAUCGACUAUUUCGUUUUAAUAUUUUAUUUCUAUCCUACAGAAUUUUUUCACGCAAUAAUUUUACUUAUCCACGCAAGACUCUUUUUCUUCCUGUAAUUUCGUAAGAAUUUUUCUAACCGCCAUUAUAUUUUAACUUUUAGAUUAACUGUGAAAUAGAAUCUUAAUUUGUAAGAUAUUUACAACAUUGUACAUAAGAGAAAAAUGCUUGAAAAGCUAUAAGAGUCAUAGUGAUUACGAUUUUGGUAGUCACGGUAUGUUAUAUUAUUUGUUAUUUUGAUUCUCUCGCGAACUCCUUAAUUGUUACCAUCAGUAAGUUUUCCAUUUACGCUACUGAAGUAGUAUUUGGUGUAUAUAUAUUUUGUACGUCUUCCACUCGUGUCGAUUCUCAAUUAUAUUUUCCUAUAUUCAUUUUUGUACCAUUUAGUUUUUAUAUUAUUAUUUUUUUAACCAAGGACUAACACCCUUUAGCCAAAACGCCCAGAGUAUUUAUUACUGUUAUCGGAAAAGUUCGCUUAUAUAAUCGAAAAAUUUAUCGAAGAUAAAAAUUUCCAAUUACUCAGGAUUAAAAAUAAUUCUUGCAAAAUCGUGUUUGAACUCAUUUCUGUCGGUAGAAUCUUGUAAAUCGAUUAAUAAUGCAUCCACGAAUACAUGUGCAACUAACCCUUGUCCAUAUUAAAUCAAAGGACUACUUAAAAGACAAUAAUUUUUAUGUUAUAGUUUUUGUUAAUUUGUAAUAAGAAACCACGCAAUGGUGAUUUUAUAGAAUGAAUAUUAUUAGAAAAUAAUGUAUUGCUCCGGUCGUCAAAGUAGCUAAGCUCGUCUCUGAAAGACAGUUCAGUAUAGCGAUCAGUUAUCCGUGCAACAGCGCAUUGACCCAGAAGAAGCAUCGAGUUUCGAGUUUCUAAGCAAUUGUUGCGAUUUUUACGAGUCCGAGGGACGGUCACCUGUUGUACAAUUAACGAUUACGAUGUAUUCAUGUGUUAUCGCCGUGUAAUCGUAUGGGUGUCGCACGGAUAUCGGCACGUAAAUGUUACUACGCGAUUUCCAUUGGAAAAGCUUCGCUCGCGAGGCAUUUUUUUCGCGCAGUCGCGCCUUCCACGCGAACUAUGUACAUAGACACUUUUUCCCGACUUUUUAUAUUACACGUAGAGUCUCCAUCGAUCGAGACGUUUAAACCAUACAUGCAGAAAACAUUGGCUUCGCCAAAUUAUCGGAGAUAAGCUCCGUUUGUCUCCGAUCGCGGUGUAUUUGUACGCGUUUUUUCAGAAUGGAAGAAAGAAUAUCGUAAAAUAAAUACACGUCGCUCCAGUUAUCGCGAACCGUGAGAAUCAGAAUUUAUUUACGAUCGAGGAACUCGACACGAUAACGAAUCUCGUAAUCGAGAGAUCUUUGUAUUUCGUCGACAAACAUCCGAGAGGAUUUCACGAGCGGUACCGAUGUGUCCUGGUACGAACGUUUCAACUUUUUACAAAAAAAAAAAGAAAAAAGAAAAAU